Molecule: messenger RNA, 1373 nt
Organism: Daldinia decipiens
Lineage: Eukaryota; Fungi; Ascomycota; Sordariomycetes; Xylariales; Hypoxylaceae
Exons: 4
Coding region: 473-1045 (190 amino acids)
Cellular component (GO): cytosol; intracellular membrane-bounded organelle; membrane
Molecular function (GO): calcium ion binding
Source: RefSeq, a predicted model, not a curated record
UACAUACCUAAUGUACCCUACGUACAUCCGAACUGCAUACAUCAGUGUGCUCUAGGUUGCCUCGACCUAAAUACAGGAUAACAUAAACUACCUUUUUCCCUUAGUUAUUGCUAAAGCGUACUUUUAUAUUUUUGGUAUUGGUGUUCGAACUCCUUUCAACUAUUUACACAUUUACACAUUUACACAUUUACACACUUUCAACCUUUUCUGCAUUAGACCCUCUCCCUGCUGCGACACUUGAAAGACUCCUGAACCUAGUCGGACUUAUUGUUAUCUUCACCGUUGCGACAAAACCCCACCUUGCCAUCAUUCGCUUUCGCUUUGGAACUUGUCGCAUAAUCAACAACCCCCCCUUCACCUUCGGCCUCGCGAGACUCGAGAUUUGACACACGACAAACGCCAACUUCCCCGCCUCUCCGAGAGACAUCAUACUUAAUAGAAUAGUUGCUACCGCAACGCUACUAAAUCGAAGAUGGGAAAAUCUCAAUCGAAACUCUCUCAAGAACAACUAGCCGAACUCCAGAAAUCCACGCAUUUUGACAAGAAGGAACUGCAACAAUGGUACAAGGGCUUCUUAAAAGACUGUCCAUCCGGCAUGCUCACGAAAGAAGAGUUCCAGAAGAUCUACCGACAAUUCUUUCCAUUUGGUGAUCCAUCUUCAUUCGCAGAUUAUGUAUUCAACGUCUUCGACUCGGACAAGUCCGGCUCGAUCGAUUUCAAGGAAUUCAUCUGCGCUCUGAGUGUCACAAGCCGAGGAAAGAUGGAGGACAAGCUUGAUUGGGCUUUCCAAUUAUACGACAUCGACGGCGAUGGCAAGAUUAGCUAUGAUGAGAUGCUUAAAAUCGUGGAAGCGAUCUACAAAAUGGUCGGUUCGAUGGUGAAGCUUCCCGAGGACGAAGAUACCCCCGAAAAGCGUGUUAAGAAGAUCUUCCGCAUGAUGGACAAGGACGAAAACGGCUGUCUAGAUAUGGAGGAGUUUAAGGAAGGCAGUAAACGCGACGAGACAAUUGUCUCGGCACUCUCUCUGUACGACGGGCUGGUAUAAUUUUUAUUGCGUAAGAGUGUGGUUAGACAGCAAUGAGGCUUUCCGGAGCAGACGGCUUUGGGGGUAUGGGAAGAGGACCUAGCAGAGAACAAGAGCUCAAACCAGAAAGAAAACAAAAGACGACAAAGUCGAGAUGAAAGUCCCGUUUGGAGGAUUGCUGCCAGUGUAUCAAAUUUUCCUUUCUCUGUCUCCUACACGGGCAUCUAUAUUCCAAGAGAAGGAUAAACGCGGUUGUAUGUUGUUGACCAGAUCCCGGCGGAGUUUUUUUUUUCUGGCGCUCUGGUUAAGGAUAGUCUAAUGUGAUGAUCAAGCACCGGCUAAGCACCUC